This is a messenger RNA of Macrobrachium nipponense, 1596 nucleotides long. RefSeq names its product zinc finger protein 239-like. Bases 94 to 909 code for a protein of 271 amino acids. The transcript has a single exon. Gene Ontology annotation, cellular component: nucleus. The record is from RefSeq and is a predicted model, not a curated record. Lineage: Eukaryota; Metazoa; Arthropoda; Malacostraca; Decapoda; Palaemonidae. Gene Ontology annotation, biological process: regulation of gene expression.
UGAUGUUUUUUAAUUUUAUUUCAGAGUAUUACAGCAGGAAAAUUUAAUCAGCUUUUAACAAGGACUGAGUAUUGUACAUAGAACAUCCUGAAAAUGGAAGCUGAAAAAUCGUCAUCGUUGUUGUUAAUCAAAGAGGAAAAGAAUUUGGAGGAGGGCCUUAUUGAAAACACAGGUGAAGGCUCUUCAUUUGCAGACCCCUUCUUAGAAGUCAAGGCAGAACCAGAAUUUUUUGACCAUGGUGAAUUUGAUGUGAACUGUUCAUCCCAAUCUGUUAAGUAUGAGGAGGGCAUCUCUCCAAGCUGUGAUGAUGAAAGCGUAAAGAUCUGUAUUGCGGAAGAAAGUAGACAUUUUGGCAGGAGAGAUGCCUUUUCAAUUAGAGAGAAAUCCCACAUGAGAACCCAUAGAGAGAAACCACAUACUUGUUCUAUAUGUCAAAGAAGUUUUUCUCACUCAACUAAUCUCAAAAAACACAUGAGAACUCAUACAGGUGAAAAACCAUAUAAUUGUUCUAUAUGUCAAAGAAGUUUUUCUCAAUCAUGUGAUCUCAAAACACACAUGAGAACUCAUACAGGAGAAAAACCAUAUAAUUGUUCUAUAUGUCAAAGAAGUUUUUCUCAAUCAUGUGAUCUCAAAACACACAUGAGAACUCAUACAGGAGAAAAACCAUAUAAUUGUUCUAUAUGUAAAAGAAGUUUUUCUCAAUCAAAUGUUCUCAAAACACACAUGAGAACUCAUACAGGAGAAAAACCAUAUAAUUGUUCUAUAUGUCGAAGAAGUUUUUCUCAAUCAACUAAUCUCAAAAACCACAUGAGAACUCAUACAGGAGAAAAACCAUAUAAUUGUUCUAUAUGUCAAAGAACUUUUUCUCAAUUUGGUAAUCUCAAAACUCACAUGAGAACGCAUACAUGAGAACCUUUCACUUUGUAUAUCAAACAGGUUUUUCUCAUCAAAGUAAUUUCAAAAGAAUUCACACAAGGCAGAAACUGUAUACUUGAUCUCUGUCCAAGUUGUCAUUAUUAUGUGCAUUUAUUUAACUCAACCUCUACAUCUGUAUGGCCUCAAAUCAUUUAACUCAGUUUUCAACUUGUGCGAUUCAUCCAGUGGACUUGAAAUUUUGCAUGGUUACUCAAUCCUGGUAACAAUACAGUGGAUCCCCAGUAUUUGCAGAUGUGUACUAGACCCCUGCCUAUGUUGUCAGUUCAAACGCAAGAAAAACCUUCUAAAAAUGCCUCUACCUUAUUAUUUUAAUAUGUUUAUCGCAAAAAGUGCAUUUAGUCUUGAAAUUGAUGUGGAAAUACAGUAUCUAGUGAAUAUUUUUCAGUGAAAAAUACGUGAAUAGGCGAAUUUCCAGCAAAUAAUGAGUAGAUAUAGUCCAAAGAAAAAUCCACGAAUUCAGGGGCUUGGUUGUACAACCUUAAAUAUGAGCAGGUCACCAGUGACUGCUAGUAACCCUACAGUGACCUCUAGUGACCCUACAGUGACCUCUACCAGUAUCUCAGGAUUUGUAUGAAAAAAUAAGUUUUCUGGGUCGACCUGUGUUCGCUGGUGAAAAGGUCCUUCUUGUCACUUUUCUGAUAUAAAUAAUUUCCAAUUAUA